UGACGUGUCCACACAGUGUCAAACAGAAGGAUGUGAAAAUGAUCGAAAACUCUCCAGAUAUACGAACUAACCCUUUCCUCUGUAGCCUGCAGCGGCACUUCGGAUAAUUUAACCACCGGAUACAGUCGUAGCUAAAGCUUUUAGAGACUAACCGUUCCUCUUUAGUUGAGCUAGGGAAAAUAGGUUUAACUCACUUUAGAAGCCGCGACAUUGACCGUCGAGCUAACUUAGUUAGCGACAGUUGAGCUAGCCGGAUCGGUAAAGUAGCUAAACUAAACUAGCAUAUUAACCGGUUUAGUUAACAUUAACAUGUGACUGAUGUAGAGCUGGCAGUGUAAACGUUAGAUAGCCUCUCAGGUUAGUUAGUCUCAUUCUGUAAGCGUUCACCGCGGUCCCAGCAGCCGGGCAGCUGGCAGGCAGCGGGGCUGAUCCCUGAGCAGCAGAGAUGUCUCGGAGGCGGCUGGACAGUCGCAGCGGGCCGGCGGCGGGGCUGCUCUGCGAGUGUCAGACCCCCAUCAGCACGGAGCCCAUGGAGAGUGUGUAUGAAUUCACCGGAGAGCUCGGAAGGGGAAAGUUUGCGGUGGUGAAGCGAUGUGUGGAGAAGGCCACGGGGAAAGUGUUUGCUGCCAAGUUCCUCCGGAAGAGGAGGCGAGGUCGUGACUGCCGGGCCGAGGUCAUCCACGAGAUGGCGGUUCUGGAGACGGCCCGCAACAACGCCCGCGUGGUCAACCUGCACGCUGCGUACGAGACGGACCACGACAUCGUCCUCAUGCUGGAAUAUGCGGCCGGUGGAGAGAUAUUUGACCACUGUAUGUCUGAGGAGCUGCUGCCAGAGGCCCAGAUCACCAGACUCAUCAGACAGACUCUGGAGGGGGUCCAUCACCUGCACCAGAGCAGCCUGGUGCACCUGGACCUGAAGCCGCAGAACAUCCUGCUGACCUGCCUCUCUCCUCCGGGCGACAUAAAGAUCGUAGACUUCGGCCUGGCCCGCAGGCUGGGAGCGGUCGGAGAGCUCCGAGAGAUCCUGGGAACGCCGGAGUAUGUGGCUCCAGAGAUCCUGAACUAUGAGCCCAUCACAACAGCCACCGACCUGUGGAGUGUGGGGGUGAUCACCUACAUGCUGGUGACGGGCGAGUCUCCGUUUGUCGGUGACGACAAGCAGGAGACGUACCUGAACGUGUCACAGGUGAACGUGGACUACAGCAUGGAGGCCUUCUCCAGAGUGUCCGAGCUCGCUGUGGACUUCAUCCGCAAGCUGCUGGUCAAAACGCCCGAGGACAGGCCCACCGCUGCAGAGUGUAUGAGCCACCCCUGGCUGUGGCAGCUGUGUCUGAGCCCCGAGCCCGCAUCCACCCGCUCUGUUCGGGAGAGAAGCUGCGGCACCAAGUGGGGGGCCCCAGCCGAGGACCCCGAGGACAAGGAGAACUUCCUGGAGUCGCCCCACUCGCACGCUAAAAAGUUUCGCUUCGACGAGGAAAGGCCCGCCGCUGGAGACGGUGACUUUUGAAAAGUCAAAGGUGGAAACAGGAGGAAUGCAGGCGGAGGCCUCUUCCUGUGAGCUUAUAAAUCAUUUUAAACCUCCAGAAAACCAGCUGUCUGUCACCAUUCUAAGUACUUCCAUUGUGUUUAUAUUUCACUAAUAGCUCAAUUCCAUGAUGGACCUUUCAGACCAAAGAUAACCAGCUAAAUCUUGAGAUCCAUCACUGAUCCAUCACUGAUAAAAAGUGUGACAAUUGUACAGAAGCUUUCAAUGAAUGCUGUGUGUUUAACCUUAAGUAUUUCAAACCUUUCCUAAUAAUCAUGUAGCUGUUGUCAGCCCACUCUGUGUCAGUGUUUGGCUGCUCCUGUGCUGAUGGGGGCUAGUGUGGACUGUUUCCAGGGAUCUCUAUGCAACUCUUAUGUCGUGCAUUUUCAAAUCUAUUUUCUCCAGAAAGCAGUUAAUAGCGCUCUGCCUUAAAGUGGGAAGUGAAAAGUGUUCUUAGUCACUGCAGCUUCAGCACAAAGGUGAUAUUCAGAUAAGCACCAGUGUAAAGGGGAAGGCUGACCUUAUCUUUAUGUACCGCUGCAUUAUAGGAAGCCCUUUGACUUUGGUUACAUGUGAUUCAAGUCCGUAAAAUACGCUGCUGUCGAUAACUACACACUGUUUUGAAGCUGCUUGGACUUUAAAAAGAACCAGCAGAGGGGCUGGAUAACACACAUGCAUUACAUUCCAUAUGUUUGGGUUGAAAUGAAGCUCAGGUUUGUAGAUAAAACUCAUUAAGUCCAACAAUAGCAUAGCUCCCUCCCAAAGAGCUGAACAGCUUCCACUUGAAAUACACUUUGUUACUGCUUCAAAGAAGGGCUGAACAUGAGCAAUAAUGACACAGCAUUCCUGUUUAUCCUGACAUAGAAAGUUCAAACUAGUGGCUGAGAGAACAGUGAGUCAUGCAGCCGUUCACACACCACGCCCGCACGUGUACUCACAUCACUUCCUCAGCUGCCAAGUUCCUCUCUGUUAGCCGGAGACACACGACUUUAGCACUUACCUCAUCAGCACACAUUAAAGUGAUGAGCCCAAAGGCCAGCCAUUACUGAAGCUGUGUUCUUCAGCCCCUCCAAGCCAUUCACUUUCCUUCAUGAAGCCAGCGCUCAAUGUAUUCCUGUUCACUCAUCUCAGGGCAUGCUGCUCUCUCUCUGCUCACUUUGUAUUCUUAAUGUUAUUCUUAUAGGCCUAUUAUUAUUAUUAUUAUUAUUAUUUAUGUGCUGGACUCAUAUUUGUAUGUAAAUAAUGUGCUCACGUGUCUUAUUAGGAAGUGUGAGAGGAUGAUGAAGGUGUUAUUUAAAACAAGCUGUUUCCAGUGUGAUGAAAGAAUACAGUUUUGACUGCAGUGAGUUGGGAAGAUGGAAGUGAAGGACAGAUUGUUCAGGUGGUAACCAGGAAGUAAAGAGAGAGGAGGUCAGGAGGAAGAGAAAGACUGGAAAUAUGUGUUUGAUGGUAUAGUUUUGGGGUAUUCCUAAUGAAGUUGUGAUAAGUGUAAAGAUGUAUGUAGGGAUGAGAAAGUGGGAAUGAUUUGGGUUUUAGAAAGAGAUGUGAGAUCUGAGGUGCAGCUGCUCCUCCACUCAAACAUUCCUCCUCUGUUCCGAGGUGCCAAAGCCAAUGAGAGCUCAUUGUGUUGUUUGUUGUCGUCACCAGCUGGUACCAUGGCCUGUGUGUGUGGGGGGGGGAGGGUGUCUCCAGCCACAGCCAUGCUGUCAUCUGUAUGCUGUCAUUCUUCAAAAACUGGAACACACCACACUGUUAAAGAUGUUCCUCUGGACGGGUAUUUGAUCCUCACAGAGGUGGAAGAUUCCAUUAGGCUGCUUGGAAGGGUUUCCUCCAGACAGCUGUUUAUAUAAGAGCCAGAGCUCUUCUGAUACUGUAACAGGAAACAAGCUUGAAUCUUAAUUCAUCUGAAAUAUAAACUUUUCUAAUACCUCAAGUUGGAAAAAAGUGAUUUUGUGUGUGUGUGUGUGUGUGUGUGGACACUGGGUUACACUCAAAACCAGCCACAAAGACAUGUUCCAGAUGUUUGUUUAAUUUGCAUUUUAUAUUUGUUCUUUUAUGUAUGAGCAUUCUGAAUGCAUCUGAAUUGACAAAAAAGACAUAAUCCGUAUUGUUUUCUAUUCUGAUCAACUGCAGGCUAACAUGUAGGCAUCACAAAGCAAACUGGAUCGCUCAUUAAAGGUUGUAGAACAUA
Trematomus bernacchii (emerald rockcod) is the source of this 3716-nucleotide messenger RNA. RefSeq names its product serine/threonine kinase 17b (apoptosis-inducing) (gene stk17b). The record is from RefSeq and is a predicted model, not a curated record. Gene Ontology annotation, molecular function: ATP binding; protein serine/threonine kinase activity. The transcript has 7 exons. Bases 446 to 1507 code for a protein of 353 amino acids. Gene Ontology annotation, cellular component: nucleus. NCBI's taxonomy places the organism in Eukaryota, Metazoa, Chordata, Actinopteri, Perciformes, Nototheniidae. Gene Ontology annotation, biological process: intracellular signal transduction; protein phosphorylation; positive regulation of apoptotic process.